Messenger RNA from Naumovozyma castellii, 714 nucleotides. RefSeq names its product Brr6p (gene BRR6). The transcript has a single exon. NCBI's taxonomy places the organism in Eukaryota, Fungi, Ascomycota, Saccharomycetes, Saccharomycetales, Saccharomycetaceae. Bases 1 to 714 code for a protein of 237 amino acids. The record is from RefSeq and is a predicted model, not a curated record.
AUGACAGAAUUGAAGAAAAGGGAGAUAUUCCAAGUUGAUAGGCUCUUGAUCUUCGGACCGAAAUGCCGAGAUGGCGUCCAAAUAUUGAAAAACUCUGAACAAGCAAAAGAGAUAAACUUACUUAAUACAAGGUCAUCAACCGAUUCUGCAGCUUCUUUUGAGCUUACGUUCUAUGUUGGGCUAAUGACUUCGCAAAUAUCAAGGAAUUAUGAUCUGCCGAUAGAAAAGAACACGAAUGAUCAGCGACCGAAAAUAAUUGCACAGUAUAUUCAGCUAUUGUUCAACUCUGUGGUGGUCACAGUAAUCCUAUUCUUUGCGUACCAGUUUGUCACAUUAGUAAAAAAAGAUGUUGACUUCAAAUUGCAAAGAAAAUUGGUGGAAAAUGAUUACAGGAUCCAACGUUGUGAGGAAAACUAUGUAAGAAAUCAAUGUGAACCAGAGCUGCGUGUACCCGCCCUAGAAGAACUUUGUAAUGAAUGGUUUCAUUGCAUGCAGGAAAAGGAGGAAACCCCUAAGGGAACAGUUGUACAUAUUUCAACGACAUUAUGGGCUCAAACCUUGGCGGAAGUGGUUAAUGCAUUUAUAGAGCCAAUAUCUUGGCGUACUUUGUUUUUCAUUUUGUUAACUACAUGUUCCAUUGUAGCCGUAACGAACAUUGCGUUUGGAUCCUACACUGUUCAUUACCAACCAGAACAAGUGAUUCGAGAUAGGUAA